AGCAGGUCUGGACUUGCACUGGGAGCUACCGUCACAUUUGCUGCAUACAUGGCUUGGUCGCUGAGCUCGGAUAGUCAGCGGAUAUCACUUGAUGCUCAACCUCUUCCGUCCUCCAGAAAUCCCCCACUUCCCACUGCAGACUCCCCUCCGCCUCCAAUACAGACAGAAGAGACAUCAUCUGAAACGUCAGUACCCAUACUAGAGGAGGACGCGGAUAAAACACCACCGGCUGCGACAGUCGAAGCACAGAGUGAAGAGCAGCCGUCUGGGGGUGCUUAUAACCCGGUGACAGGCGAAAUCAAUUGGGACUGCCCGUGCCUCGGUGGAAUGGCCCAUGGUCCAUGUGGUCCAGAAUUCAGGGAGGCCUUUUCAUGUUUUGUUUACUCUGAACAGGAACCAAAAGGUAUUGAUUGUGUGGAAAAAUUCAAGGCCAUGCAAACCUGUUUCCGGGAACACCCCGACGUAUAUGGGGAGGAAAUUAUGGACGAUGAUGACGAAGAGGAAUCCCAGGGUCAAGCUACGCCCGAGGGCGCU
Messenger RNA from Suillus fuscotomentosus, 534 nucleotides. RefSeq lists its product as uncharacterized. Lineage: Eukaryota; Fungi; Basidiomycota; Agaricomycetes; Boletales; Suillaceae. Gene Ontology annotation, cellular component: mitochondrial intermembrane space. The record is from RefSeq and is a predicted model, not a curated record. Gene Ontology annotation, biological process: protein import into mitochondrial intermembrane space. The annotation marks the transcript as partial. The transcript has 3 exons. Gene Ontology annotation, molecular function: protein-disulfide reductase activity.